This is a messenger RNA of Quercus robur (English oak), 957 nucleotides long. RefSeq names its product photosystem II repair protein PSB27-H1, chloroplastic. The record is from RefSeq and is a predicted model, not a curated record. Bases 79 to 624 code for a protein of 181 amino acids. The transcript has a single exon. Gene Ontology annotation, biological process: photosystem II assembly; photosystem II repair. Lineage: Eukaryota; Viridiplantae; Streptophyta; Magnoliopsida; Fagales; Fagaceae. Gene Ontology annotation, cellular component: photosystem II; chloroplast thylakoid lumen.
AAACCCAGUUCCCCUCCCUAACUAAAAACACCCAUCACCCUCUUCCUCCAUUUCUCUUUCACCACACAGCCAGAAACCAUGGCAUCACCAACCCUAUUAACUCCAACCUCCAAACCAACACCACUCUCUCCUCUCAAACCCAAAUUCACCACCACCAUCACCAGCAGCUCUUCCACCCCCACCACCACCACCACCAACACUGCCGCCACCUCCUUUCAACCUCGCCGCCGUGAAUUCUUGUCACUAGCCACCACCAUCCUCUCUCCUGCAUGGCUCUUUCCAAUGACUCCAGCAGCACUAGCUGCUUCAGACGAAGAGUACGUAAAAGAGUCAGAAGAAGUAAUCAACAGGGUCAGAAACACCAUUAACAUGGACAAGACUGACCCUAAUGUGGCUUCUGCAGUGGCUGAGCUAAGAGAGACUUCAAAUUAUUGGGUGGCUAAGUAUAGGAGGGAGAAAUCUUUGCUUGGCAGGGCUUCAUUCCGGGACAUAUAUUCAGCUCUCAAUGCUGUUUCGGGACAUUAUAUUAGUUUUGGCCCAACAGCACCUAUUCCGGCAAAGCGGAAGGCAAGGAUUUUGGAAGAGGUGAACACUGCCGAGAAGGCCUUGUUGAGAGGAAGAUAAAGAGAAGUUAGUAACUAAUGGAGGAAGUUUUUUUUUAUUUUGGCCAAAUUUUUGGGUUUUUUUUUUAUUUGCUAUUCCAUUUUUAGUAUUCGAAUAUCAUUUUGCUUGAAUUUGAUCAGUUACAGCAUGAAGUUCACUUUGUGAACUAUUGGGGGGAAUUCUACAAAUAAAUGAUAGAGUCUAUUUCAUUGACAUGAAAAAUUUGAGAUGUGCAUGUUUUAGUAAGGACAUAUGCUCAACCAUGCCCGAGGGGCGUGUGUAGUUUCUGGCAUGUCAAUUAGCAAUCUCACUGUUCAUACAGAAUGAAAUUUACUAUUCUCAAUUUUCGAUUUA